AUGGAACCAAGAAUUACAGGAGGUAAAAUAGUAAUUGCAGAAAACUCCAGAUUAACAAUAAAAGUUUAUGAAUUAGAACAAAGAAUACGCGCUUUAAAUUUCGAUAAAAAUGAAUUGAUUCAUAGAGUUAAAGAACUUGUGAAUGAAAAGGAUCGACUUGAAACUGCUAAUAAUCAGAUUCAUGAAAGAGACCAUUAUUGUGCAGCAAAUAUCAAGGAAUUUGAGGAUUUUAUUUCGAAUUAUAUUUUUG
Molecule: messenger RNA, 250 nt
Organism: Racocetra persica
Lineage: Eukaryota; Fungi; Glomeromycota; Glomeromycetes; Diversisporales; Gigasporaceae
Source: the annotation of a GenBank genome assembly